CCGCUGAAGGCACGGAUGGCUUGCGCAUUGAUACAGCGCGCCUUGACUACUGGAAAAGUGUUGGCGCUCAAGUGUCGCCAACUGUUGCACGUUUGUCUAAACUCUUCAUCUACCACGCCAGAAUGGAUUGAACUUGGUCAUAUCGUUGAUGCCUUUGGCUUGGACGGCUCGGUAAAAAUUCAUCCGUACAACCCAAACCCAGAGGCAUUAUUGACUGCACGUAUCUGGCAUUUACAACCGAAUUUGUUGUUGCCUAAUGUUAAGCAUGCUCAAGCAUUUAAGGUUAAAGUCAUUCGCAGUAAGGUUCAUGGCGCUAGUGUUAUUGCUAAGUUAAUCGACAUUGAUGACCGUGACGAUGCAAUAGCCUUAAAGGGUUGCGUGGUUUGUAUCACUAGAGAUCAAUUGCCGACACUCAAUGGUGAAACAGAUGGAUAUUAUUGGGUCGAUUUAAUAGGUUGUCAGGUACGCAACCAAGAGGAUGAAUUGAUCGGGAAGGUUGAUCGACUAAUCGAUAAUGGAGUGCAGCAGGUUUUAUGUGUUAAACGCACCUUGACAGAAGGUGAGGAGUUCUCAGAAUUUGAAACACUCAUCCCUUUUGUCAAUCAAUAUGUUUUGAAUGUGGAUAUAGCUGCCAAACUGAUUAAAGUUGAUUGGGGGAUGGACUACUAG
Molecule: messenger RNA, 669 nt
Organism: Darwinula stevensoni
Lineage: Eukaryota; Metazoa; Arthropoda; Ostracoda; Podocopida; Darwinulidae
Source: the annotation of a GenBank genome assembly